This is a messenger RNA of Rhagoletis zephyria (snowberry fruit fly), 1199 nucleotides long. RefSeq lists its product as uncharacterized. Lineage: Eukaryota; Metazoa; Arthropoda; Insecta; Diptera; Tephritidae. The record is from RefSeq and is a predicted model, not a curated record.
GGUGCAGCCGAUGCUAGCGCAACGCAGGAAGCCGCCGCCGCCGCUUAUGUGGCGCAGCAGAAACACAAACCAACGCAAACAACAAGUAGCAGCAGCGCCACCACUGGCUAUCUACAACUCGACAACGACCGCAUUGGUUGCGACAUUUGGCAGGACAAUGUGCGCAUUCGCCGCCGACUCGCCAUCAUGUCCGAGGGACAAAUCACAUGCCCCGCGCAUAUUGUCACCAUCGUCUGCGCCAUUUUCACACUGCUGCUCGUGCUAGCCAUCGGUGCCAGCAUCGUGUUCUAUUUGCGCUUUGUCAAGCGACGCCGAAAGCUCUUGCACGACCGCUCACUCACACGUUCCGGCAAAUCAAUUGUGAACGUACACGAUCGCAUAUUGCAACAUCAGCCGUUGAGCGCUGGCGGCGCGCUGGGCAUGGGUGUGGGUGGACUCACUUAUCCACAUCAUACGUUGCAACAGCAGGGUGGCACACAUCAUGCCAUGCUGCCGCUGCACCCGCACGAAUAUCAGCAAACGCUGCCAACACAAGUGGAUAAGCUUGAGCUGGAACGGUACCUGGCGGCGCAGGCGAUCGCCAAUGAGUAUCGUGCCUUGAAGCCGUGGGAAGUGCCGCCGGUGAAGGAUGCGAAUGCGUACAGCGAUGAGCCGGAGCAUUUGUACGAAAAGUUUGACCACUACGAUUAUCCGGACAUGCAGACGUUGGGCAAGUCGAAGCAAGCGGUACAGCUGAUGUCCAGCAAUGAAGAGGGAAAUGCCAGCAGCGGCAAUGGCGUAGUGCUGAUGGGUAAAGGCAGUGGUGGCGGCACGGCGGCCAAGCCACAUGUAGUCUAUGUAUGACUCCCGGGUGGGCAAGUGGGUGUGGGUGCUAAGGGCAGUGCAGGUAAGGAGGACGGAGGCUUGGUAGGCGUGAGUGUGGAUGCCGAAGGUGAGCUGCGCUACUGCCUCAACAACAACUACAGUAGUUAUGUGAAAUUAGUUUAGAAAGUGGCGAGCGGAAAAUUAGUAUACAAGAAUAGAAAACAAGAAGCAGCAAGCGACAAAACGGCAGUCAAAAAUAAUAAAAUGGAAUCCAAUAGCGAAGGUGAAGCACGUAUAGUAUGAUAGUCAACGCUAAAGCGUUACAGAACUAAUUUACGAGUAAGUGCGGCGAAAGAAGGCGCAUGCGUCGCAAUAAAUGUAAAACAAAAAAAAAA